UUUCUUUUUUGUUUGUUUGAUUGUUUGCAUGUUUACAGCAAAUAAAACGAAUAAAAUUCUUUGUUUUUUGUUUUGUUUUGAAUAAUUUUUUUUAUUAUUUUUCCGGUGAAAACGAUUCUGAACAAUUCUUACAUCAUCACGAUGUUAACAUCGAAUGUACAAUUAUUUUUAGAAAAAUUAUGGUCACAUUUCAAUCAAACAUAUUAUCGUCGAACAUCCACACAAUUACCAUCAUGUUUUUACAAUUAUUUAAUUACACCGAUAGCUAAUGUUUAUUUUUAUUAUAAUUAUUUUGAUCAGUUUUCAGAUCCAAAACUUUAUGGAUGGCCAUUAAUGGGUUCAAUUAUUGGGCCAUUAAUGAUUGUAAUCGUAUAUCUAUUCAUUGUUUAUCAUGGAUAUCAAUGGCUCAAUGAUGAAAACAAUUCAUCAUCAUCAUCAGUUCAACGUUGGAUGUUGAAAGCUUUAUCCGUAUCGAAUAAUCAAAAUUUCAUUGGCAGUGGUCAUCAUAAAGCUCAUUAUCAUCAUCAUCAUCAUCAUCACCACCACCAUCAUCAUCAUCAUGGCAAAGGGUCAAAAGGACGUGGUAUCGGAAAUGGAAAUUAUGAUUUAUCAUUCACACAUGCAAUAUGGUUUCGAGCGUUUGUUAUUGUUUAUAAUUUUAGUAUGGCAUUAUUGAAUGCAUGGAUUGCCUAUGAGCUAAUUUAUUGUGCUUGGAAAUCAAAUUAUAAUUUUCUAUGUCAAUUAGUCUAUACAGGUAGGGAUGAUCCAUAUGAAACAAGAAUCGCCAUAGCCAUUUGGUGGUAUUUUAUAUCGAAAGCAAUCGAAUUAAUCGAUACAAUGUUAAUAAUAAUUAAACGUAAAUCAAAUCAGCUUACAUUUUUACAUAUCUAUCACCAUUCAACAAUGUUUAUUGUUUGGUGGGUUGGUUCGAAAUUUGUACCCGGUGGAUCGGCAGUUACCGGUGCAUUAGUUAAUUGCCUGGUACAUAUACUGAUGUAUAGUUAUUAUGGAUUAGCAUCAUUUGGUUCAUGUUUGCAGCCAUAUUUAUGGUGGAAAAAAUAUUUAACCAUUAUACAAUUGAUACAAUUUACAAUGGGUGUUACAUUAGGCCUAAAUUCCAUACUGACUGGUUGCCCCUUUACACGUUGGAUGCAAUAUGUAUUUGUUUGUUAUGCAUUUUCAUUUCUUAUUUUAUUCGGUAAUUUUUAUCGUAAAACUUAUACACAAUCAAUUCGUAGUGGUCAGAAAAAAUCCAAAUCAAUGACAACAACAAAUUUAUCAUCAAACGAUAAUAACAUCAUUGAUGAUCAUCAAAAUAAAACAGAUGAAUCUACAAUGAUAAUCGAUAAUAAUAAAACUCAACGAAACAAAUCUGUUAAUUCCAAAUUAUCACAACGUAAACGUAACAGUCACAGUAAUAAUAAUAAGAAGAAACAAUCAUUAUUGAAUAAAAAAUAAUUGUGAUAGUCAUUUAUAUAUCUAGGAUGCUAAAUUUUGUUUUGUUUCAAUUCUAGUUAUCAACCAAUGUGU
Molecule: messenger RNA, 1530 nt
Organism: Dermatophagoides pteronyssinus (European house dust mite)
Lineage: Eukaryota; Metazoa; Arthropoda; Arachnida; Sarcoptiformes; Pyroglyphidae
Product: very long chain fatty acid elongase 4-like
Biological process (GO): fatty acid elongation, monounsaturated fatty acid; fatty acid elongation, saturated fatty acid; sphingolipid biosynthetic process
Cellular component (GO): endoplasmic reticulum membrane
Molecular function (GO): fatty acid elongase activity
Source: RefSeq, a predicted model, not a curated record